Molecule: messenger RNA, 4852 nt
Organism: Exophiala xenobiotica
Lineage: Eukaryota; Fungi; Ascomycota; Eurotiomycetes; Chaetothyriales; Herpotrichiellaceae
Exons: 5
Coding region: 1-4698 (1565 amino acids)
Molecular function (GO): hydrolase activity, acting on ester bonds; protein binding
Source: RefSeq, a predicted model, not a curated record
AUGAAUCGAGCGACAUCGUCCACAGAAAGAAGCUCGCGCUCCUCUUUCUUUGACCGUGCUUUGCGCAAUAUCCCUCUACGCAGAAUCAACUCGGAGUCUGAAGCAGAAUGCAAAGCUGAAGCCUUUGGUGCCACCGGGCUCAACCUCCUUCACACCCCGGCGUCGGAGACCAUUGUGGACAUCGUCUUCGUUCACGGUCUAAAAGGAGGCUCUCGACAAGCAUGGAGCUAUUCCUCACACCCUUCUCAUUUCUGGCCGAAGGCCUGGCUCCCGUUCCAUCCAGAACUCAAGCACGCCAGGAUACAUAGCUACGGUUACAACUGUGACUGGACUGUCAGAGGGGAAACUCCGCUCAGCAUCCAUGACUUUGGUCAGACACUGAUCGAGAUUUUGUACCACAGCUCAGAACUGAGAAAAGACACGACAACGAAGAUCGUUCUGGUGGCACAUAGCAUGGGUGGGCUCGUCGUCAAGAAAGCAAUCAUUGCCUCGCGCCAAAACCCUACAUUCCAUGACCUUGGCCAACGAAUUUAUGCCGUUUUCUUUUUCGGCACCCCGCACCGGGGAUCCGAUCUUGCUACGAAUCUCGAUAAUUACCUGAAGGCAACGUUCCAUACGCCCAAGAACUAUGUCCGGGACUUGUUUCCUGGGUCCGAAGCUAUCAAUGUGCUGAACGAAGAGUUCAGAAACGCUUACGAGGGUAUCAAGCUUUAUUCCUUUUUUGAGACCAUGCCUAUGCCUUGGCACUUCGGAGCUGGUCUGGUAGUCGACAGAAACUCCGCAAUACUCGAUUGGAAGGGGGAACACCAGAUAAUGAUUCAAGCUGAUCAUCGUGGUAUGAACAAAUUUGCUGGACCGGAUGACCCGGAGUACCUGAAAGUGAAAGAAUGCCUCAGCACUGUUGUUCAAGAAAUUGUUCAGAUGGCCCCAGACAGCAAGACCCACGGUUACCAGAACGACCUCUGCACCAUAGCCGCCGAUCUUGACAUCCUCAGUGAUCCCGAGGACUACUUCUCUGAGCUCGAGGACGAAAGGUUAGAAGGCUCAUGUGGGUGGCUCCUUGAAAAUGGCGAUUUCCAGGAAUGGAUGUCUAACGGUACAUCCGCCCGGUAUUUCUGGCUGAGAGGUCCUCCGGCAACAGGAAAGUCGAUGCUCGCAUCUUCCGUGAUUAGUGAGCUGGACCCUCGCUCAUGCAGCUACUUCUUCUUCAAACAGGGAGACCAGCAGAGGUCUAGUGUCAGCAGACUCCUCCAAUCGUUCGCUUAUCAAAUGGCCAAGAACAAUAUAGCCAUCCGAAAGUGCUUGGUCAACCUCGCAAAGGAGAGCUUCCAGACGCCUAAAGAUGACUAUAAGGCAAUAUGGAGAAGAGUGUUCCAGAAUGGCAUUUUCACGAAAUGGCCACAAGAACGACAGUACUGGGUCAUAGAUGCCCUUGACGAAUGCAGAGUUUCGGCAUCGAAAGUAUACGAACACCUUUACUCAAUCCUUUCAAGAAUCGAUGGCCAGCUCCCACUCAAGAUAUUGAUCACAAGCACCCCAUCUAGAGACAUAGAUCAGCUCAUGGGCAGGCUGCCGAAGUUCCAGGUCCAGAUAAGUCUAGACUCGACCUUGCAAGACAUCCGCCGCUACGUUGAGGCGAACUCGAACAAUCUACCCGACCAAGGUGACCAUGCACGGAAUUCGCUGAUAAGAAAAGUGAUCGAGAAGUCUUCAGGCUGCUUCUUGUGGGUCUCUUUCGUAGUUGAUCAGCUCAAAGAAUGCUACAGCUCCGAGGAGAUCGAGGAAGUACUUGAGGAAAUUCCGGAGGCACUUGAAGACAUCUACCGAAGAAACAUAAAGACCAUGAUUUCGCACGUCAGGAGUGCGAAGUUGGCGAAAACCGUGCUUACAUGGACGCUGUACGCCGUUCGCCCACUCAAGGUUGAAGAACUAAAAAGCGCGAUCAAGUUGGACACCGGCCAAGACGUGACGAGAGACCUGGAGACCUCCAUCGCCCCGUUAUGUGGUCACUUGGUACAGGUCGACAAGCACGGGAAUGUACAGAUGGUGCACCAAACUGCAAGAGCCUUUCUCACGAGCAGCAACCUUGCUUCUGACUUUCAUGUGUCAACGGCAGAAGGACACCUACAUUUGGCUCUUGCAUGUCUCAAGUAUUUAUGUUCCGAUGAGAUGAAACAUACGAAAAGCCAGCGAGCGAGCUACGCCACGAAGUCGGCGAUUGCCCCAUACGCAUGUGCCGCCUUCUCUGAGCAUCUCGCUCGAGCCACAUCUACGUCUGAACCUCUGUUCCGGCUUCUUACCACCUUCCUCAGGACAAAUGUCCUGACUUGGAUAGAGUACAUGGCACAGAGACGAGACCUGUCGACGCUCGUCCAGACAGCAAAACAAUUCAAGACUUAUCUAGGCCGUCGAGCCAAACAUAUUGCCGCUCUUGAGGACGAUAUCAGAAUGUGGGCGAAGGAUCUCCCAAGGAUCGUAACGGAGUUUGGGUGGAACCUCCUACAGUUUCCGACGGCAAUUCACGAUCUCAUUCCACCUCUAUGCCCUCGCAAUUCAAUAAUCUACACUUCAUUUGGACGCCGUCUGUCUGGAAUCAAGCUUCUGGGUCUGGCUAAUACUGAUUGGUACGAUCGCAUUGCCUGUGCCCUUUACAAAGAUAACCUCGCCAGAUGCGUUGCGUGCCGCGAUCAGUGGUAUGCAGUCGGUGUCGCAGAUGGAAGAAUCUAUCUUUACGACACAUCAACCUGUGAGGAGCUGAAGUUCUUGGAUCAAGGAGAGUCAGUCAGGCUGCUUGAAUUUGGGCCCGGGGCUAAGCAUCUGGCUUCAGCCGGCCUGCACUAUGUCACUGUCUGGGAUGUCAGAACAGGCAUGAAAGUACUCGAGAUCAAGUUAGAUUACACUCCUUUCUCCAUGGCGUUCAACGAAUUAGAGUCAACGAUCACAAUCGCCACUAGGUCACUCGAGAUAUCCACCUGGUCACUGCAGUCCAAGGAACGCACCUCUGCGCACGCGUUGGAUAAUGUGUUGAAGACGGAGGAUCCCCGGAAAAUUGGCCAAGUACCAGCCAUCAUACAGCUUUCCACAGAGUGCGGAAUGAUUGCGGUCGCCUAUAGGUCGAGGCCACUAUUGCUCUUUGAUCUCGAAGCAAUGCAGUGCCUGGGAGCGUGUUAUAGUCCUGGUGGCGGUGCUGACGACACGUCUUACUAUGUCACUUCCGUCGCUUUCAAUCCCAACCCCGAAACCAAACGCCUCGUUGUUGCAUAUUGGGACGGCACUCUCGCAUUGUUUGAUACUCGCUCACUGGCCAUGGUCCAAAUGGCAAAAGAGCUGUCUCAAAUCCUGGCUGUAUCGCCAGACGGUAGGACCUUGGCGGGGGAAAGUUCGAGUGGCAAAAUUCAGCUUUUUGACUUCGACACUCUGGACUUGCUUUAUUCGGUGACACCAUCCGAUGACGGUGUCUCCUCUUUGACGUUCACAGCGGACUCAAGACGACUGAUAGACACAAGGGCAUAUCAAAGCAACGUAUGGGAGCCGUCGGUGCUUGUACGCAAUUCCCCUGAUGACAAUCAUAGUGAGCCGAGCGACACGCUUGUGGGAGCUUUGGAUGCACUCAGCAUGACGGCACAAGAACGCACUAUUAACAUCACAUCGAUCGUAUGCUGUUCAGGCGGAAACCAAGCCAUCUGUGGCAAGUCCAAUGGUUCCGUCGAGAUAUACGAUCUAACUGCAGAACACAAAGCUUCAUGGCCCCUCUACAAACACGCGUCGACAUCGACGGAGGUAUCAAUCCUUGACUGGAACGAAGAUUAUCGGAUUCUGGCAAGUGCGGAUGUUUCUGGACGAUUCCAGGUCGUGCGUCUGCGGGAAGAUCCUGGGAGCAGAGGCUCUAUUGUUAAUAUCGUCCUAGACGAGCGAUUGGAGUAUUCGGCCGCAGUACAGCAGCUCUUACUGAGUGGUUCAGGCACUCGACUCCUGGUGUCCAGUGACCAGGUAGAUCAUCUAUGGUGUCUGAAAACGAAGAGGAUAAUAAGAUCCCACCGCGGACUGAGCAGGACAAAAUGGAAAUGGUUCAAGCACCCUUCCUCACCGAACCAGAUGAUUCUGCUUCAGGACGACAGCAUUAGCAUCUAUCACUGGAGAGAUUUCGAACCGAUCUCUGACAGAGUACUCAUCUCUUCCCCGUCCGACCAAGUGGCCGCCUUGGAUGUGGAUACUGCAGUCCUCUUGAGGCACGAUGGUAAUCUGGUGCUGAGAAUGCUUUCCGACAAGGGCUCGGUGCCUAGUGGAGAAGGUGAUGCGUCGCGGAAUGUCAAAAACUUCAGGCUCUACACGAUCGACCUUUCAAUGCUCAAGCCCGGUCUAGGGAAAAUCGCACCAACCCCGUUUUUCGCCGAAUAUCAGGCCUCGAAUUCUCCCGACGUCGACUUGCUAAUAGGGACGGUGAUCAGCAUGAUUGGCGGCCAUAUGCUGGUUUUCAUGACAGAAAGCGGCUGGGUGUGCUCUCUAGACCUAAGUUUCAAGGUGCCUCAUGAAUCUUUUCGGCGUCAUUUCUUUGUUCCUUUUGCAUGGCUCAGCCUGUCAACCAGAGUGCUUGCGAAAGUCACCGACACAAGGGACAUCCUAUUUAUCCACGGAGAUGAGAUAGCUGUGGCGCAGAACGGCCUCGACGCGGUGGAAGUGGUUUCCAUGCGUGGCUGAAUACAAGCAACCAUGCCAAACGACCUAUUCACAGCUAUGGGUCAGUGCCGUGGAUGGCAACGAGACGGUCGGCUUACGUAGAGUUAUUGCUACUGUACGACGAGGGCAUUCAGAUACCUUGAGGCGAGGUGCAGAAGUCCCUAUCGGGAUGUAG